CCUCAUGCUCGUUGACUGCUCUCUCUCUCUCUCUCUCUCUCUCUCUCUCUUGUGUUAUAGUUAUUCGAAGUCUUAACACAAAGAGAUAAAGCUUGUGUUUUCUAUUAAGUUUCUCGUUUUGUUAUCUGCUAGUCUCCCUUGUGGGCAUGCUUUACUUUCUGUGAUAAAGAUUACCCCUUUUUUUUUCCUGGGUUGUUUUCUGCUUUGGAUAUAGAAGCUACGCAACUUGUUUUUAGCGUAUCUAUGUGGGCUGAAGACCGAGGAGGGAGCUUGUGAACAUAGCUCCACUUUCUGUGUCACUUGAUAUGAGAUAAUUCCUCUUGAAUGGGUACUGAUGCCGCUGAAGGGGUGGAGACUGUGAGAAAACCCCAUUCCUUUAAGGUUCAUCGUUUGAUGUGCACGGAACUUAUGAAGUUGGUAGAUAGAAUUUCACGGAUAUUUCCAGAUAUAGAAGCAGCAAGACCUCGGUGCACAACAGGAAUACAGGCUCUAUGCUUGUUAACUCGUGCAAUUGAGAAAGCCAAGCUACUUCUCCAGCAUUGCAGCGAUUCUAGUAAACUCUACCUGGCAUUUACAGGGGAUGUGAUAGUCUCAAGAUGUCAAAGAUCAAGGAAAUUGUUGGAGCAAAAUUUACAUGAAAUUCAGAAUUGGGUUCCAGUGAUGUUAGUAGCGGAGAUCUCUCAAAUAGUCGAUGAUCUUAAAGGUGCAACCUUUAUACUGGACCCAUCUGAAGAAGAGGCUGGGAGGGUUGUCCGAGGAUUGCUCCAUCAAGAUGCUUCUCAAUCAAACUCAAGGGAGGAUUCUGAAAUCAAGGCUCUUCAAAUUGCAUCUUGGAGGCUUCAUAUUACAUCAUCAAAGGCAAUGUUGAUAGAGAAAAGAUCUAUUAAGAAGUUGCUAGAUAAAGUUGGUGAUAGUGACCUUCGAAAAAAGCAGAUUUUGACAUAUUUCUUGUGUCUAAUCAAGAAGUAUGGACACUUAAUAAUGGGGAAGCAAGCAGAGGGGGCCUCUAUGUGGCAACAAGGAUCCUUGGCAUCUGAGACUUCUGGCAAUGGUUUGGAAUAUAAUCAAUAUGCUGAAGCUGAACCUCAUGUUAAAUAUAAUCAAUAUAAUCGAAGUGACAUGUUGCAUAGAACUGUACCACCUGAGGAAUUUUUAUGCGGAAUAUCUUCCAGAUUGAUGUAUGAUCCUGUUGUUAUUGCUUCUGGACAAACAUACGAAAAGAAGUGGAUACAGAAGUGGUUUGAUGAGGGUCAUGAUACAUGCCCAAAAACUCAUAUGAAGCUCACCCACCUGUCAUUUACUCCAAACGUUGCCAUGAAGGAGUUAAUAUCAAGGUGGUGUACAGAGUAUGGAGUCACCAUUCCCGACCCAAGUAUGCAACCAGAAACCCUCUCAUGGGAAACCUCCUCCACUUCCAUUGCUAGUUUGGGCAGUUCUAUGAAUGAUAUACAUCUGCAAAUGGAUCUCAGCAAUGUAUCAUUUGGAUCCUUAGAUACUAAUUACAAUUCAGAUUCUUCACGCACAAAGAUAGAAAGUGGCUUGAGUUUGGUGCAGGAGUAUGACGAUUCUCUGCAAUACCAGAAUGCUAAAAAUUGUGAGACAGAUUCGGAAUUUCUAUCUAAACUUGGUGAGCUCCAAUGGGAAUCCCAAUGCAAGGUUGUUGAAGAUGUCAAAAGCCAUUUGAAAUGCAAUCCUCAAGCUUCUUACUCCAUGUCAUCUAAGAAUUUUGUUGAACCUCUCAUCAAAUUUUUGAGGGAUGCCCAUGACCUGGAUGAUGUAAAAGCUCAGAGAGAGGGAUUUAAAUUAUUGUUCACCUUUGUGAGCAAAAACAGAAAUGAUAUAACGUACUUACGUGAAGAGGCAUAUACUCUGCUGGCAUCUUAUCUUGAUUCAGAGGUCAUAGAAGAAGUUCUUGCCAUAUUGGAAAUUGUGUCUGUCCAACAGCAUUGCAGGUCUAAGAUCUCAGAGUCUGGUGCACUUUCAUCCAUUCUAAAACUCCUUGAUUCCCAGAUCAAAGAUAUACAAGGAAAAGCCAUUAAGGUUUUGUAUAAUUUGUCCUUAAACAGAGACAUUUGUCCAAAAAUUGUAUCUUUGGAGUGCAUCCCAAAACUGGUUUCUUUCUUUAAAGAUGACGCUCUUGCGGGAAACUGCAUUUCCAUAUUGAAAAAUUUGUGUGAUACUGAAGAGGCCAGGAUUUCCAUUGCUGAAACUAGCGGAUGCAUUGCUUCUAUUGCUGAAAUACUUGAGACAGGCAGUAGUGAGGACCAAGAGCAUGCCGUUGCUAUCCUCCUUUCUUUAUGCUCUCAGCGUGUUGAAUUUUGUCACUUGGUCAUGCAUGAGGGUGUUAUCCCUCCUCUUGUCUUUUUAUCUAACAAUGGGAAAGAGAGAGCAAUGAUAAGUGCAUUGGAAGUGCUACGGCUCUUAAGAGAUAUCGAUUACGUUGAUGAGCAAGAAUGCUCUGGAUCUGACCUUGAUGCAUCUAAAGACAAUGACAAUCACUCUGCUGGAAAGAAGUUGUCAAAGCCGUCAGGAUUCUUUGGAAGGACAAUGUUCAAGUUCUCAAAACCCAGUUCGCUUGCACCGAAAAAGAAGAAAUGAAGCCAAUGUCUGGUAAGGUUCAUUGCUUCUAGCUCGGAGAGCUUUGUGGUCUUAAAGCUGAGUUAAGGUAUCAUCAUGUCAUAUGUAAAUAUAGUAGGAAGUUGAUUGGUUUUUGCGGUCAUACUAAUUUCAACAUAGUUUUUAUCAGGUUUUUAGAAUUCAGCUAAGAUUAAGAUUGUGAGCUUUUAAUCUUCAUUCAUAGUGUAUCUUCCACCCUUUUGCAGCUGUAUAUUCCAUAAAAAUGAUAGAAUGAUGUUAUUUGAUGUGCUUCUGAAAAUUGAAUCCCCUUUCUCAUU
Messenger RNA from Prunus avium (sweet cherry), 2894 nucleotides. Its product is annotated as ARM repeat superfamily protein. NCBI's taxonomy places the organism in Eukaryota, Viridiplantae, Streptophyta, Magnoliopsida, Rosales, Rosaceae. The record is from RefSeq and is a predicted model, not a curated record. Gene Ontology annotation, biological process: protein ubiquitination. Gene Ontology annotation, molecular function: ubiquitin-protein transferase activity; protein binding.